Maniola jurtina (meadow brown) is the source of this 1901-nucleotide messenger RNA. RefSeq lists its product as uncharacterized. Gene Ontology annotation, cellular component: perinuclear region of cytoplasm. The record is from RefSeq and is a predicted model, not a curated record. The coding region runs from base 226 to 1113 and encodes 295 amino acids. Gene Ontology annotation, biological process: oogenesis; negative regulation of translation. Gene Ontology annotation, molecular function: mRNA binding; zinc ion binding. NCBI's taxonomy places the organism in Eukaryota, Metazoa, Arthropoda, Insecta, Lepidoptera, Nymphalidae. The transcript is spliced from 7 exons.
UUUCAACUCGUUUGUCAGCGCAAGCGCAAUAUAGGCAGCCAUUAUAGUUUUAGAAGAAUUAACCAAUGAAAGAUCGCCUUUCGGCGUAGCACGGCUUUAUCGUUUAAUUUUGUCAUCACUCAUCCGAGAGUAGGGAUAUAGGGUGGACGCAGUAUAUUGUUGCAGUUUUUCUGCAGUCGCACGCGCAGUCAUAUCCUUGAAUCCACUUUUACAAUUAGCUUCAUAAUGGAAGAUCAUUUUUCGGAAACGUUCGCGCUGUGGGGAAGCCAGGCCACAUCCUGGUCCAAUGUCCAGUCCCAGCUGCAGGGCUCUGACCUCAGUGGAAGGCCCAAGUCUUCUAGCUUGAAUGGGUUGGGGUCCAUGGGGUCCAUCGACGCGGUGAGGGAGGAGUUCCGGAACAACGGGAUCGACUCCCCGUACGACCCUGAGGAGGAGCAACACUUGUACUCGUCAUUUGUGCAGAACACGGGACUAGCGGGCAUGGGUCAGCCGGCCGUGUACCUGCGCCAGAAGUCAUGGCCGGCUCCAGACGCGACCCCCGCGAUGCCCAUACCGCGUCCGAGCGGCCCCAGGAGGCAGAGCAUGGAGGAGAUGACGGCUCCAAGCGUUCCAGCUAACGGCGAGGGCUUACCGCAGCAUUGGACGCAUUACGACAUGAGUCUGCUGAACUCGAUCCCGAGGGAGGUCAUCCACUUCUUGCUGGACGCAGUCGUGCAAAAAAAGCGUUCGAAGUAUGAGGUGAUGGAGUGCCGUUUCUGUAAGAAAAACGGGGAGAAGGAGUCGUACUACCGCUCGCACCGCCUGCGCUGGCAGGGCCGCAUCACGUGCCCGGUGCUGCGCCAGUACCGCUGCCACCGCUGCGGCGCGCACGGCGAUGACGCGCAUACUUUGAAGUACUGCCCACUCGUCACUGACGAUGAACGUAUGAAAUCCAUCAACAUGAUGCGAAGCAUGCGUCAAAGCCGCCGCCGCAACUGGUCAGCGCCAUCUAGCGACGUCGCCGGCAACUACGGAGCCGUGAACCCCGUCGUGAUGAGAGAUGGUGUCGUGUACACGCCUGCAGAGCCUCUGCCUCUUGACCCGCUAUGGGAAGCUUUGAUCUCAAAAUUAUAAAAUCGAUAUUUUGCAUUUUUGACUUAUAUUUAGCAUUACUAUAUACCCUAAUCAUUGGGAAAGUUUUGUUGAUUUUUUUUUUUCAUAAAAUGUUUAUGUGCCAAAUAGUCGAUAGAUGGCGUUAUUUACUAGUUGAUUUUGUAUUUUGUUUAUUUUUAGGGGAUGUUUCACAACCACCCCGUUAAAUUGUAAAAAUAAACUUUGCCUAUCUGUUGAAUAGAUUUUACAGUUUGACCAAUUGAAAGCUGUCAAAAUGUCGUUAUUCGUCGGAUAAAGUUUAUUUGGAGGUUGUAAAACAGGCUCCUAAAUUAUUAAUCAGAGAUUAUUUUCAGUUUUUUUUAAUUAAGUUUAUAUUAUUGUGUUAGCUAUUACUUCAAUUGCUAUUAAAUCGUUGACUAUCAAUGUAAUAAUAAUUAUUUUUGAACUUGUUUGACGAUAAUUUGCCUUUGCGAAGAAAUAGCGAAGCGGUUAUACUAUUUUGCUUUGUAAUUUUUAUAAUAAGACGAAGUACUACUAACCACUAACCUAAUCAAUUUUUGAUAUUAUCAAGCGUUUUUUAUUAUUAAUGCGGUGCGGACGAUGUUGGGAUGAUGGUACACUAUUUGUAAAACUUUUAACAAAUUACAAUCCAAUCCAGUAUUUCAGUGCGCAAUUUUUCAAAUUGAUCACUGAAAUGAUGCCAUGGUAACACCUAUACUUACGCCAAUGAAAUAAUUCAUCCCAACAUACAAUAAAAUAAGUACUUAUACUUUUUCAAUAAAAUAUCAUUUUUAACUUCCCGUCAUAAU